AUAUAUAUAUAUAUAUAUAUAUAUUAUACACACGAAAAAAAUCAAAGAAGGAAUGUUUUAUUGAUGAUGAGCAAAGAUAUCUUACUUCAUCAGCAAGUACAACAACAACAACAAGAGGAGAAUAUGUCGAUUCUAACUUCAGCAUCUGGGGAUCAAACAAGUGCCUCUUCAGGAAUCAGAACUGAAGCAAGUGGUUCUAAUUACUUCCCUCAUCAUCAACAACAACAAGAAGAACAACAACAGUUCUUUGUUCCUGAAUCUCAGCCUCAGAAGAAGAGGAGGAACCAACCAGGAAAUCCAGACCCAGAAUCAGAAGUGAUUGCUUUAUCACCAAAGACACUAAUGGCAAGAAACAGAUUCGUGUGUGAGAUCUGCAACAAAGGAUUCCAAAGAGACCAGAAUCUACAGCUUCACAAGAGAGGUCAUAAUCUGCCAUGGAAGCUGAAACAACGAUCCAACAAAGAAGUGAUAAGGAAGAAAGUGUAUGUUUGUCCAGAAGCAAGCUGUGUCCACCAUGACCCAUCUCGAGCUCUAGGUGACUUAACCGGAAUCAAGAAGCAUUUCUGUAGAAAGCAUGGAGAGAAAAAGUGGAAAUGUGACAAAUGCUCAAAGAAAUAUGCUGUUCAGUCAGAUUGUAAGGCUCAUUCUAAGACUUGUGGUACCAAAGAAUACAGAUGUGACUGUGGCACUAUCUUCUCUAGGAGGGAUAGUUUCAUAACUCAUAGAGCAUUUUGUGAAGCAUUGGCUAAAGAGACUGCAAGAGAAGUAGUAAUACCACAAGAACAGAAUCAUCAACCAAACCCUAUUUUAGUUCAUCAAUCUACUUUUCAUCAUCAACAUCAUCAAGCACAACCAAACAUGAACUUCUCUUCCUCGUCUCCCUCUUCCCACAACAUCAUCAAUACCCUUCACUUCGAGACCAACAACAAUGGUACUAACAAUAGUAACACUAGCAGUAACCAUCUCCAUACAUUUCCAGUGAAGAAAGAGCAACAACAAAGCAAUGAUCAUAUGAUCAAUUACCACCACCAAAGCAUCCCUCCUUGGCUUGCGCCUCACGAUCUCACGUUUCCAAACCCUAACCCUAAUAAUGGGGGAGGAGGUUUGUUCUCUCUUGCAGCUUUUCCCGCCAUGUCAGCCACCGCAUUGCUCCAGAAAGCAGCCCAAAUGGGUUCCACAAAGACACCUCCUCUACCACCAACCACUGACUUCGAGAGGUCAGCUCAUCAUAACACCCUCACCACCACAAUGGCGGCAAUGAUGACGUCACCAUCUGGAUUCAUCAGCUCCAACAACAACAAUCAAGUUUUUCUUCAAGGCUACCACGGUGGAGAAGAAGCCUUUGACCACACAUUUAGCGCGCUCUUGAGGACAAACGUUGAUACUACGACCGCAGGAUCAGACACGAAGAAAAGAGGUGGAGGCGGUGGAGUAGGAGAAGGUUUGACUAGAGACUUCUUGGGGCUAAGACCGUUAAUGUCGCAUAACGAGAUACUAAGUAUUGCCGGCCUCGGGAAUUGCAUCAGCGGCGCUGCUCCUGAUCAGCUUCGUCCAAAGCCUUGGAAGGACAAAAAAAAUCUCACGUAUGUUAGGAGGCUUCUUAGAGCAAGAGCAUCAGUGAACCCCCCUUCAGGCACACAAGUCGAAUCAACAAAAGAUAGGGACGCAUCACGUUUUGCUUGAUAGCAUGUAUAAAACUCAUGUACAUCAGUAUAUAUGUCACACAUGGUCUGCCACAACUAUGUAAUAUGCUAGUGUUGAUUACACAUUAAAACAUUCAUUAAAUUGAUGAUUAAUUUAGUUUUCACUUCACAGCUCUUUAUCAAUUAAUAUUGAAAAUUAUGCAUUACUAUUUAAAGAAUUUAAAGUACUAUUGAUAACUGAAAUUUUAAACCUAUAGAAUAAUAUCCCGGUAUUAUUAGAAUUCAUUUUGUCAAAAUAAAAUCCAUUAUUAAUUUAUUAUUCUCCAGUUUGAAUAUACAUAAAAUUUACUUGGCGACAAGUUAAAAUAAUUUUUGAAUAGUUUCUUGCGAAGGUCUUCACUAAGAAAGAUAUAUACUUUCACAUGCAAUAAAGUGUGGAAAAUCACUGAAAUAAAUAAAGAUGUCUUUGUUAAAGAUAAUAUAGAGGAUGAUUAUCUAUUUGAGGGAUAAUGUUUAUCUCCUCUUUUGUCUUUUAGUUAAUAGUCGGUUUGAUGAACCGACUUUAGACUACUAUAAAUAGUGGCUCUUUGUAUGGUUUGAAUAAUAAUGAAGAAUCCAAGAAUAUAGUCAUUCUCUCUCUCGUUUCUAUUUUCCAAACGAACAAAUAAACAAUUACAUCUCUUUCGACUUAUAUUUCACAAUACGUACUAUCAGUACGAGACCCUAACCAGCUGAGGCUUAUCAAUCCGAAAGUUCUUAAACGUAGCCGAGGUAAUGUUUAAAUUUAUAUUUAAUUUAUUUAAAUUUUAUUAUUAUUUCGGAGUGAGAGGCUGGACCUUCUCCGUUUAUUUUUCGGGAUGAUAGGCGCUGCCUUCCCCGACUGAUCGUUAUGGUAGGCUAUGCCUUCAGAGAAACACGUGGUAGGCUUUGCCUCCGUGAAUAAAAAUAAAAGGUCAAAAAUGGCAGACUAAGUCUCCUCGGACCUUGAAAUAAGUAAAAGUCAAAAUGGUAGACCAUGUCUCCUCGGACUUUGAAAAAUGAUCAAUAUGGUAGUCUAUGACUCCUCGGAUCAUGUGGUAGGCUGAGCCUCCCGGUUUUAUUUAUGCUAUUUAAAUUUCUGCAAUUUAAAUUUAUGCAAUUUAAGUUUAUGCUUUUAUUUUAUGUCUUUAAUUUUUGCAUUUAAAUUAUGCAUUUAAAUUCCCGUUUUUACUAUAUUUAUAAUAUUAUUCUAUGAAUACAGUUAUCAUGUCGAAUUUGACAAAACUCGAAAUUAAUGCCCUGGAUAUUACGGGAAAUAAUUAUAUGACAUGUGCAAGUGGGUGCAAAGAUGCACCUGAGAGGAAACAAGCUUUUGGAAACCAUCGAUAGUUCGAAAACAGUGUCGGAUGAGAAAAAGGCUAAAGCCAUGAUAUUCUUACGACACCACAUCCAUGAUGGUUUAAAGGAUGAAUAUAUUACGAAAGAGGAUCCUUGUGACCUCUGGAAAUCUUUAAAAGAGAGGUUCGAUCACCAGAAAUAUGUGAUCUUACCGAAAGCUAAACACGAGUGGAUCCAUCUCCGGUUCCAGGAUUACAAAAGUGUUAGUGAGUUUAAUUCCGCGAUGUUCGGAAUUACUUCGAGGAUGAUGUUAUGUGGAGAGAAAAUAAGUGAUUAUGAUAUGAUCGAGAAAACUCUCUCCACGUUCCAUCCUGAAAAUGUAAUCCUGCAGCAACAGUACCGGGUGAAUGGAUAUACCCGUUACUCGGAGUUGAUGCAAGUCCUCCUUGUAGCGGAGCAGAAUAAUCAACUCGUGACUUUAAACCAUCAAGCUCGUCCCACUGGAUCUGCUCCAUUCCCUGAAGCGAAUGUUGCAUCAUCCAGUUAUGAUAAUAGAAGAGGACGAGGUCGUGGACGUGGUGGAAACCGUUAUCAUGGUCGUGGAAGAGGACGAGGAAGAAGAUUCCGUCCCUAUGAUGAAAGAAAUAAUAAAGACUUCCACGAAAAUGAAAGGAAUGAAAAGGGCCAGGAUGAUAAAAGGCAAACGGGAAAGGUUUGCUACAGAUGCGGCAUGAAAAGUCAUUGGGUACGAAACUGUCGUACGCCAAAACAUUUAGCCGAUCCGUAUAGAGAAUCCCAAAAAGGGAAAAGAGAAAGGAAGAGGUGAAACAAACUUCAUCUCUGAUGAACCUGGGCCAUCCUUUCAUGGUUUGAACGAUGAUACUCAUCUCGACGUAUCAGACUUUCUGGUUGAGCCAGAGAGUAUCGAUGAGUGAUGUAGAUCGAUGUGAUAUAAAUAAACUGUAUUAUAGUAUCUAUAUCUUUUGUUGUCAGAUAUAUGUUAUGUUUGUCAUGUUUGAUAAUAUGUUUUAUGAAUAUUUUAUAUUCAGAAAAUGCCAAACUUUGAGACUAUGGAUGGAGAUCUAUG
This is a messenger RNA of Brassica napus (rape), 4047 nucleotides long. RefSeq names its product protein indeterminate-domain 11-like. Bases 64 to 1683 code for a protein of 539 amino acids. Gene Ontology annotation, molecular function: DNA-binding transcription factor activity. The transcript has 6 exons. Gene Ontology annotation, cellular component: nucleus. Lineage: Eukaryota; Viridiplantae; Streptophyta; Magnoliopsida; Brassicales; Brassicaceae. The record is from RefSeq and is a predicted model, not a curated record.